Molecule: messenger RNA, 1129 nt
Organism: Theobroma cacao (cacao)
Lineage: Eukaryota; Viridiplantae; Streptophyta; Magnoliopsida; Malvales; Malvaceae
Source: RefSeq, a predicted model, not a curated record
GAGCGGACUGACGUCGUUCUAGUUUAAGCAGCACCAGCUGGUACAGGUACUUGGAUGAUCAAUCACGAAUGCGAAAAGCAAUUGGUCGGUUUUCAUUUUAUACCUUUUCUCCCCCCAUUUUCCAGAAGUAAUUUUCGUGUUGGCGAAAAUGGAUGCAUUGGGCGGUAAUGGCGCCUUUUGGGGGUGGAACCUUCCAGAUAUAAGAAGCAAAAAGAAGCGGUUUCAAUCAAAGUCGAAGUCGUCAGAUUCAACGGCGGAGGCAACCAGCGCUGGCGGUUACCGUUUCCCGUUGAAGCAAGCUGUGAAGGCCGCCUCACUCGCUCUCACGGGUGACACAAUUGCCCAACUCAGCGACUGCUGGAGAACACAAAAACAGUCUCUCUCUGGUUCUAGUGAUGCAAGUAAGGAUAUCAUGUCAAGCAUCGUUUCACACCAUGAUUGGCUUCGUGCCUUGCGGAUGACUUCUUAUGGGUUUCUUUUCUAUGGGCCUGGUUCAUAUGCAUGGUAUAAAUAUCUGGAUCAUUAUUUGCCACAUCAGACAGCACAAAACCUAAUGCUGAAGGUUUUAUUAAACCAGAUAGUGCUUGGUCCAUGUGUGAUUGCUGUUGUCUUUGCUUGGAACAAUUUAUGGCUAGGGAAGCUCUCGCAGCUCACAAAUAAAUAUCAGAAGGAUGCUCUCCUGACACUAUUUUAUGGAUUUAGGUUUUGGAUCCCUGUCAGCGUGUUGAACUUUUGGGUGGUCCCUCUUCAAGCCCGUGUAGCUUUCAUGUCGACAGGAUCCAUUUUUUGGAACUUUUUCUUGUUAUCAACCAUGAGCAAAUAGAUUCAACUGCACCAAGGAUUGAUAAAUUAUGUGAUCAGCUAAUGAGAUUCAAGCCUGAGAAUUCUAGUCAAAAGAGAUGUGGGGAAUAGAAGUCAAAAUUUUUGCCAUAACUUCACAAUGUGACUUUCUUCACAGAUUGCCUUGCAUGUCUGAGAUAUCGAAAUGGUAUGAAUUUAUCUACUUAGCAAAUACAAAACUGAAGAUACUUAAUUUGUUGUGAACACAGAAUCAUGUGAUUUAAGGGCAAUUUUGUGCCUUUGGUGUUAUGCCUCUCUUGUUCUUAAUAUUAUUUUUUCUUUAAGUGUU